AUGGGAAAACGUGGCGGCAAAAAGGGUGGUAGAGGCGGCGGCGGCGGCGGCGCAGGCCGUACACGCUCUCAAUGGCAAGAUCUCACCAGAGAGAACGAGAAGUUCGAACGCUACUACAAUGAACCCGAGUUCCUUCCGGAGGAGGAAAAGGAGGUUUUUUGGGCUACUAUGCGCAAGGAUCUCCCCAACAGCUUCCGCUUCACCGGUUCUAGAGGACAUGCGCUGGCUGUUCAGCAACGUCUUAAGGACCACCACAUCCCCGAAAUCACUUCUAUCAAAUAUGAGGACGAAUUCGUCGAGCCCCCGCGCCCAGUUUCGUGGUACCCCGAUCAGCUCGCUUGGUCCAUGACCACUCCUAAGAAUGUCAUCCGUCGAUUUGCGCCUUUUUCCCAGUUCCAGAAGUUCCUUGUCGCCGAGACCGACGUCGGAAACAUCUCUCGCCAGGAGGUUGUCAGCAUGAUCCCUCCUCUCCUCAUCGACGCUAGACCUGGAAUGACUGUGUUGGAUAUGUGCGCUGCGCCGGGCAGCAAGUCCGCGCAGCUCAUGGAGCUGCUUCACGCAGGCGAGGAAGAUUCCAUUGCGCAAGUCACUGAACAGAUCAAGAGCGGCACUGCUGGAUCCGAACCUCUCGGCCCCGAAGGACUGAACGACGACGGCCGAAGCACCGGCCUGCUAAUUGCCAACGACAGCGAUUACAAGCGCGCUCACAUGCUUAUUCACCAGAUGAAGCGUCUGAGCUCACCCAACCUGAUCGUUACCAACCACGAUGCCACAAUGUUCCCUUCCAUCAAGCUGCCUCCCCUGCCCACUACCGAUGGCAGCAAGCCCAGAAACAGAUACUUGAAGUUUGACCGCAUUCUGGCAGAUGUUCCUUGCUCUGGUGAUGGUACCGCACGCAAGAAUGUCGGUGUCUGGAAGGACUGGACCCCUGGCAAUGCUUUGGGACUUCACAGCACGCAGUCUCGGAUCCUGGUUCGCGCCCUGCAAAUGCUGAAGGUCGGCGGACGUGUCGUCUACUCAACCUGCAGUCUGAACCCUGUGGAGAACGAGGCUGUUGUUGCCUCUGCAAUUGAACGCUGCGGUGGCGCUGCCAACGUUAAAAUCAUCGAUUGCAGCCAGGAGUUGCCCGGCCUCAAGAGAUCUCCUGGUCUGCACAACUGGAAGGUGAUGGACCGAGAGGGCCGCAUGUGGAACAACUGGCAGGAGAUUGAGGACCACCGAGAUCAGGAGGGCAUCAAUGGUCUUGCCAGACUUGCAGAGGGCAUGUUCGCUCCGACAGGCGAGGCUGCCAACCUGCCGCUUGACCGAUGCAUGCGUGUCUACCCUCACCAGCAAGACACUGGUGGUUUCUUCAUCACCGUUCUUGAGAAGAUCUCCGAAAUCAAGGCCAAGCCGGAGAGCAGCAACGUUAUCCCCAAGGCUUCCGUAGCAGCUCUCGCCGCGGAGCUUGAUUCUAAGAAGAACGAGGUAGAUGGAAAGCCCCUGGAGAAGCUCGAGUCGCUGGAUGAAUUGGUCACUCCCGGCCAAGAGGCCCAGGAGGAACUGGCAAAGAACGCUUCUGUUGCCGAGGCUGCCCACCAACUUCCGUACUCUGCUACUCUUGAUGCAUCUACCCCUGCCUCUCCCAUGAAGCGGGAUGCAGAUGACCUCGAAGAUGAACUUCCUGCCAAGAGGACUAAGCUCCACGAUGGUAGCGAGGUCCUUGUCGGUGACCGUCCCGUCCACACCCCUGCGCCUGCAGUGGGAACCGGCAUUGACACGCCUAGUGACAGCACACCUGCCACCUCUGCGGCUACCACACAGCCUUUCAAGAAGAGAGGUCCCCGUCAAGAGGAGCCGUUCAAGUACCUUGAUCCUAACCACGAGGAGCUUCUUCCCAUCUAUGAAUUCUACAAGCUGUCCGAACGAUUCCCCCGUGACCGCUUCAUGGUCCGCAAUGCCGAAGGUCUCCCGACCCGCACAGUUUACUACACCAGUGCCCUGGGACGUGAUAUUCUCACCUGCAAUGAAGGCCAGGGCUUGAAGUUCGUCCACUGCGGUGUUAAGAUGUUCGUUAAACAGGACGCACAGCGUGAGAACGUCUGCAGAUGGCGUGUCCAAACCGACGGCCUGAAGAUCGUCGAGCCUUGGUUGGGCCCUGAACGGUCCGUCAUCCUGACCAAGCGGGAGACUCUCCGUCGUCUCCUUGUGGAGAUGUUCCCCAAGGUCAAUGACGAUGGCUGGAAGGCUCUGGGCGAGAUUGGCGAGCAAGUGAAGGAUAUCCCCAUGGGAUGCAGUAUUCUUCGCGUCCAAGCGACCGGCGAAGAAGAUGGUCUUCCUGAGGCUAUGGUUCUGCCCUUGUGGCGAUCCCUCCAUUCUUUGAACCUCAUGCUUCCCAAGGAAGAGCGCCGUGCCAUGUUGUUGCGUGUUUUCAACGACUCUACCCCUCUGAUCAACACCACACAGAAGCAAAGUGACAAGACCGAGCCGACCGCUGAGGCUGAGGACAUUGCACUGAAGGAGGAGAAUGCCGAGGUUGGACAGGAAGCGCAGGACGACGUGGAUGAUCGUGAGACAUACACCAAGGAUGGCGAUGAGGAGGAUCGCUUCAACACCACCGUGUAA
Penicillium hordei is the source of this 2604-nucleotide messenger RNA. Its product is annotated as tRNA (cytosine-C5-)-methyltransferase. The coding region runs from base 1 to 2604 and encodes 867 amino acids. Gene Ontology annotation, molecular function: tRNA binding; tRNA (cytidine-N5)-methyltransferase activity. NCBI's taxonomy places the organism in Eukaryota, Fungi, Ascomycota, Eurotiomycetes, Eurotiales, Aspergillaceae. The transcript has 4 exons. Gene Ontology annotation, cellular component: nucleus; cytoplasm. Gene Ontology annotation, biological process: tRNA methylation. The record is from RefSeq and is a predicted model, not a curated record.